Molecule: messenger RNA, 2275 nt
Organism: Candoia aspera
Lineage: Eukaryota; Metazoa; Chordata; Lepidosauria; Squamata; Candoiidae
Gene: HTR2B
Product: 5-hydroxytryptamine receptor 2B
Exons: 3
Coding region: 406-1761 (451 amino acids)
Biological process (GO): chemical synaptic transmission; vasoconstriction; heart development
Cellular component (GO): dendrite; plasma membrane
Molecular function (GO): G protein-coupled serotonin receptor activity; neurotransmitter receptor activity
Source: RefSeq, a predicted model, not a curated record
CCUACAGAGGUAUCUCCAAUACAACUUCUGAAUCCUGAUGCCGUAAGCAAAGACGCAGUUACUUGCUACCCCCUCUUCAACAAUUAUUGAUCUUUAAAGAGUUCUUUUUCACAAUCAGCCCAACUGCGAGGGUCUAUAAACACAAAUGGGCCAACGCUAGCCAGCGCACAUGUUUAAAUUUGCCUCAUUUUUAAAAUUUACAUGGCUAUCUAAGGAAGGACAAGGGCAGAAAACCGGGGAUAGCACUGAUUGGAGCAGGACCUCGUGCAGGAGCAGAUGAGACAUUUACAUCAUGCUGAUCUUUCACCACGAUCAUACCGGGCUGCGUAGGAAGACCAAGUCCCUAGAAGCUGUGAAAUGCUUAAGUAAUGUACAAACUCUAAGUCCGUUCUCCUGGUCACCAAAAUGGUCUUGCCUUUGAACGCAACUGACCUCAGAAAUGGAUCUGUGCAGCCCAACUCUGGGGAGUGGAAUAUACUACGCUGGGCCGCUCUGCUCACCCUGAUGGUCAUCAUACCCACCAUUGGAGGAAAUAUUCUUGUCAUACUGGCUGUAUCUCUGGAGAAAAAGUUACAAUAUGCCACCAACUACUUCCUCAUGUCUCUGGCUGUGGCGGAUUUGCUGGUUGGACUCUUUGUGAUGCCAAUAGCCCUGCUUACUCUAUUGUUUGAAAAGCCCUGGCCGCUUCCACGGGUCCUCUGCCCUGCCUGGCUGUUCCUCGACGUCCUCUUUUCUACGGCAUCCAUUAUGCACCUCUGCGCCAUCUCACUGGACCGUUACGUUGCCAUAAAAAAGCCGAUCCAGGCCAGCCAGUACAACUCACGGGCUACAACACUUAUCAAAAUAACAGUGGUGUGGCUGAUCUCAAUAGGCAUUGCUAUUCCAAUCCCAAUUCGUGGGAUAGAGGAAAAUAGCGAAAAGUUUCAAAACUUCACUUGUGUGCUAAAGCCUGAUCGUUUCGGAGACUUCAUCCUGUAUGGUUCAAUAGCUGCCUUCUUUGUGCCACUGGCCAUCAUGGUAGUCAGUUACUUUCUCACAAUCCGGGUCCUGCACAAGAAAGCUUACUUGAUCAACAAACCACCUCAACACUUGACCUGGAGUACCAUAUCCACAGUUUUCCAGCGGGAUAUGACACCUGGAUCCUCACCGGAAAAAAUAGCCAUGUUAGACGGCUCUAGGAAGGACAAAUCUUUGUCAAACGGGAACAAAGAGCUGCCAAUACGCAGGAUGUCUACAAUGGGGAAAAAGUCAGUUCAAUCGAUCACCAAUGAACAACGGGCUUCCAAGGUCUUGGGGAUUGUGUUCUUUCUCUUUUUGCUGAUGUGGUGUCCGUUCUUCAUAACCAACAUCACAUCCGUCCUGUGCAAAUCCUGCAGUGAGGAAUUUAUUCAAAUGCUUAUGGAGAUAUUUGUCUGGAUUGGAUAUGUCUCCUCAGGUGUGAAUCCACUGGUCUACACCCUUUUCAAUAAGACAUUCAGGGAAGCCUUUGGCAGGUACAUCACGUGCAACUACCAGACUUCAGCUCCUGGGAACGUCUGCCGGAAAUCCUCCACUACACUCUUGUUCAAAAACUCUGUGACCGAGAACUCCAAGCUUUUUAUGAUGCACCACGGGAUGCGCAACGGGAUUAAUCCAGUCGCGUACCAAAGCCACCGGCUUUGUAGCUCACCCAUCCAGUCUUCGUCAGCCAUUCUGCUGGACGCGCUGCUACUCACAGAGAAUGAAGUUGAUAAAACAGAAGAACAAGUCAGCUACGUGUAGCCCAAUGAAAAAAAGCACGCUGUGCUCUAAGCCCGUGGGGAAACGCCAGUAUGUAUAUAUUGUUUUCAUCUGUUAUUUAUAUGAAUCCUAAUUAUAGUUUUAACAGUUUGUCUCCUCUUGCCCCGAGACCGCCUCCGAGUCAUUCCAGUGUAAGAUCAAAAUCUUGUUAUAGAUAUGGCAAGCCUUCGAGCACUGUGGUUCAUAAGCGGAGGGGCCUAAAUAAACAAACACGGCUAUGCAACUCUCGGGUCUCGGAUUCUUCAUCUCCUCUCUUUAAACAGACACAUACACACAUUACUAAGAGGCAAAUGGCUGCAAUUUCAAACAUAUGCAGCUUUGUGGACUUAACAAGUCUUUUACCGAAGUAUGCUUAUGCUUUGGAAUAAAGUGCGUAUCUUGAGAUCAUUCAGGAAUUCAUUAGCGUAUGCUCCCCAAAGAACAGGGGAAUAUGAAAGGGCCAGCUAUUUCCAAAUGCAACAGCCCACACCCUAACCCUGCUAUCCUUGUCCACAGA